AUAGUCUACCAUAUUUUCUCUAGGGUUUCUGUUGCACUUAGAGAUUUUCUCUCGUUUUGUCGUAAGAAUCUAAGAAGAAGGAUGGACAAAGAUAAGGAAGAAUUUCUGAAGGAGUUUGGUGAAGAUUAUGGAUAUCCGAAUGCUCAGAAGAAUAUUGACGAAAUCAGAUCUUCAGAGUUCAAGAGAUUAGAUGGUGUUGUGUACUUGGAUCAUGCUGGAGCAACUUUAUAUUCUGAGUUACAGAUGGAAGCUAUUUUCAAAGACCUCACCUCUAAAACUUUUGGGAAUCCUCAUAGCCAAAGUGAUUCUAGCUUGGCCAGUACUGAAGUCGUAAGAGCGGCUCGCCAACAGGUCCUUGACUACUUCAAUGCAUCCCCUGGGGACUACAAAUGCAUUUUCACCUCUGGAACAACAGCCGCACUAAAGCUGGUUGGGGAGGCUUUCCCUUGGAGUAGAGAAAGCAGUUUCAUGUACACAAUCGAGAACCACAACAGUGUCCUUGGAAUCAAAGAAUAUGCGCUUGAUCAAGGAGCUGUAGCUUUUGCAGUAGAUGUUGAAGAAGAUCAGCAUAAGAAUGGAGUAUUGAGGAAAGAUGGAUCCACUAUUAAGGUAGCACAGUACCCUGUGCAAAGAAGAAAUGCAGGCAGAUUACAGGAUGAAUCACCUGGAGGAAACUCCUCUGGUGAUGUUUACAACUUAUUUGCCUUUCCUUCGGAGUGUAAUUUCUCUGGUGUGAAGUUCAGUCUUGACCUGGCAAAGAUUGUGAAGAACGAUGUUAAGCGAGUUCUGGGAAGCUCACCACAUAGCAACAGGGGGCACUGGAUGGUCUUGGUUGAUGCUGCAAAAGGAUGUGCCACAGCACCACCAGAUCUGUCUAGGUUUCCGGUGGAUUUUCUUGCUGUUUCAUUCUAUAAGAUUUUUGGCUAUCCAUCUGGGCUUGGUGCUCUCAUUGUUCGAUCUGAAGCUGCGGAGUUGCUAAAGAAGAAGUACUUCGGUGGAGGCACUGUAGCUGCCUGCAUUGCUGACAUUGACUUUGUUAGGAGGAGGAAAGGUAUUGAGGAAUCAUUUGAGGAUGGCACACAAUCGUUCCUGAGCAUAGCUGCUAUCCAUUAUGGGUUCAGAAUAAUAAAUUCUUUGACCGUAUCUGCUAUAGCCCGGCAUACAGCUUCUCUUUCCACUUAUCUGAGGAAAACGCUUUUGUCCUUGAGGCACGCUAAUGGAGCUAGUGUUUGCACACUCUAUGGAAGAGAUGGCCCAAAGAUCUCAUCGUGUGAAAUGGGUCCAACAGUAACAUUUAAUUUGAAACGCUCAGACGGCUCUUGGGUUGGAUACCGUGAGGUGGAAAAAUUAGCUUCGUUAAAUGGAAUUCAUCUACGGACAGGAUGCUUUUGCAACCCAGGUGCAUGUGCAAAAUAUGUUGGAUUAUCUCAUAUGGAUAUUCUGGCCAACAUGGAGGCUGGGCAUGUUUGCUGGGAUGAUAAUGAUAUCUUUCAUGGAAAACCAACUGGAGCUGUUAGGAUAUCCUUUGGUUAUAUGUCAACAUAUGAAGAUGUGAAGAAAUUUAUCAGCUUCACUGUAAACUCCUUUGUAUCAUUGCCAAAUCAAACUGGGAUUGGAUAUAUUUUGCGAGGAAAUUCAGUUGACUUGUCAAGCAAAGAGAGAUGCCCCUCAACUUCGAGUGUUCAUCUAAAGUCCAUCACCAUCUACCCAAUAAAGUCCUGUGGAGGAUUCAGUGUGAAUGAAUGGCCUCUAAGCAGUUCAGGCCUGCAACAUGAUAGAGAGUGGCUUCUCAAAAGCCCCGAUGGUGAAAUUCUUACUCAGAAGAAGGCUCCUGAAAUGUGUCUUAUUAGUACCUUUAUCGAUCUCUCCCAGGGCAUAUUGGUUGUGGACUCACCACGUUGCAAUUUGAAACUACAGAUAAAUACCAAGUCAGAUCCCUCUCAUGGUGUGAAAGAAGUAGAAUUACAAGCCCAAAGAUAUGUUGUGCAGGGCUAUAGUAAUGAAGUUGAUCUGUGGUUUACCAUUGCAAUUUCUCGUCCUUGCAAUCUAUUAAGAUGUUACAGUUCUGAGUCCCACUCAUGCAUGAACAAUGGAGGCAGUGCAGCUAUGUGUAGAGAUGUUGGCAGCAAAUUGAGUUUUGUCAAUGAAGCUCAAUUCCUGCUCAUAUCUGAGGACAGUGUCUCUGACCUCAACACCAGGUUAUGCUCAAAUGUACGAAAUGUUAGACAACACCAGCAAAUUCAUAUUGAUCCGAUGAGAUUCCGUCCCAAUCUAGUCAUUUCUGGAGCAGAACCAUAUGCAGAAGAUAGCUGGAGUACUCUCGACAUUGGGAAUAAACACUUUACUUCAUUAGGUGGGUGCAAUCGUUGUCAGAUGAUUAAUCUUGAUCCUCAAACGGGAAAAGUGCACAAAGCGAAAGAACCAUUGGCAACUUUGGCAUCAUUCAGAAGAGUGAAGGGAAGGAUUUUCUUCGGAAUCCUGUUGAGACAUGAGAAUAUAGUGGGACUGACAGAAGAAGCAAAGCCGUGGAUCCAAGUGGGAGAAAGUGUACAUCCGUCAUGAAUUGUCGAUGAACGGGAACCAAUUUCUUACUGUUGAAACAGCCUUCUUUAAAAUCUGUAUGAUAGAUCAAAGGUUACAGGUUCACAUACAACUUCCAAAUACGUUAAUGCUUGUCCAGGGAGCUGGAUCUGCCAUUGUUGUGUAUGGAAUCUCAGUGCAACUCAACUCAAUCAGUUCAGUUCAAAUAAGCUUUAUUGCUGCUAAUUGUGGUUGGUGCACAAUUCCUGUUUUGCCAUUCAACUCUAAAUAAUGUCACUUGUUGACCCAAAACAAUCCAUAUCUUUUCAGACCGUUUCUCUUCAAUUGACUUUUGAGCCUAAUUGUUCUUUCAACUCUUCUGGCAUUGUUCUUGUAACUCUUUUAGCAUUGUAUAUAUUCUGAUUAAAAUGGAGAGUUCAAAGGGGAAACUGGGAAAGGAAAGAUCUUACGUUCUUUAUACUUGUACAGAAAUUCUGAGCUUUGUCAAAGGGAUCAACCCAGAUGAAGAUCUUAAUGUACUACAGUAUAAUGUAAACAGGUUAUUAUAUUAAAGAAACACUUUGCAUUCCCUUUUC
Telopea speciosissima is the source of this 3116-nucleotide messenger RNA. Its product is annotated as molybdenum cofactor sulfurase. The transcript is spliced from 22 exons. Bases 82 to 2562 code for a protein of 826 amino acids. NCBI's taxonomy places the organism in Eukaryota, Viridiplantae, Streptophyta, Magnoliopsida, Proteales, Proteaceae. Gene Ontology annotation, biological process: Mo-molybdopterin cofactor biosynthetic process. Gene Ontology annotation, molecular function: molybdenum cofactor sulfurtransferase activity; molybdenum ion binding; pyridoxal phosphate binding. The record is from RefSeq and is a predicted model, not a curated record.